Molecule: messenger RNA, 2940 nt
Organism: Cladocopium goreaui
Lineage: Eukaryota; Dinophyceae; Suessiales; Symbiodiniaceae
Source: the annotation of a GenBank genome assembly
AUGGCCUCUGCCCCUGCUACGUUCGUUGAGCUGCAGCAGUUGUACAAUUUCGACGAGAAGAUUGUCGACAAGAUAGUCGCCUCAGGGGUGACGUCACUGAGUGAGUUUCGUUUCUUUUGCAAAGACGAAGAGGAUGUAGUCACUACCUUCAUCACGCCCUUGGGGCUCGAGAAUGAACGCCUGGAGGGCGCUCGCCUCAAAAGGGCAUGGGCCGCAGUAGUGACUGCAGAGAAGGCUCGGGAGGCCAGCCAAGUGGAGGGAAUCCCGCUGGAGGAGGAUGAAUGCCUCCCAGCAACCACUUUGGCAACUAUGAAGGAAUCUUUUUGGAAGCGGUAUCACUGGAUGCCUCCUCCCGAGCAACAGCCCAGUGACAAGUUGCUCUCCAAAGUCAAAAGGUCGCUUGAAAAGAAGAACAUUGAAGUGUUGAACAUGUUCCAGGUGAAGUCCUUAGUCAACCAGCGGCAGGGCACCACCAAGCGUCGCAAAGUCGCCCCCAAAAUCUGGGUCGGCGAGGAUCCCGAAGAUGACGAAGUCGCGGUUGAAGAUGUUUGGGCCUACUUGGACAACAUGUUCAUCUACAUGGUCGCGCUCGCGAUGGCAGAGGUGACAGCAAUUCAGCCGGCGCCAACAGCAGCAGAAGGUCCUUCCACCAACUCCUGUGACUAUGUGGAGUUCCCUUUGGAUUUGGCAUGGAAAUACCAUUUCCGGGCCGUGCAGACCGUGAAGAAGAUCCCUGAGAGGGCGCGUUUGCCCCACGUUUCAUCCCUGGACUUGCAGGAGCGAGCGUUGUGGUGCCAGAAGUAUGCCACAGGGACAGAGAAGCUGGGAGCUAUCGUCCCGCAGAUUUACACUGAGAGAGAUGUGCAUUGGGCAGCUGCUACCCUCUUGCCUUCUCAAUCUGGAAGACUUUCCAUGGCUCCGCCUGAGCCAGCGGUGGCCCCGAGAGCUCCUACAGCGGCCGUCUCUGCGCCGUCGGGCAACAAGUUGGCAGCCACCUUUCGAGAUGGAACUCCGCUAUGUGAAGCAUGGAACCAAGGACGCUGCCCCCACCAGAAGGCCAGGAAUUGCGCGAAUGGUGAACAUCGUUGCUCGCAUCGCCUGAAGAGCGGCCGCGCUCUGGAUGAAUUCCAGUUGCAUGUCCGCUCCUUGAUGGAGCAGUGGUCAGAACAGUGUACCACGGAUGACAACGGGCCUGAAUUGCCUGUCUUUUUAGAUAUGCUUAGUGGGCCGAAGUUCCCACUGGCUAAGGCAUUUGAAUGGGCUGGUUGGAAAGUGGUGCAACCGCUAGAUAUCCUGAUCGAUCCUGAAUUUGAUCUCACCAGCAGCACCGUGCAGAAAGCCGUUGCCAAGAUUUUGCCACAAUGCCAUGCAGUCAGUGCCGCCAUGGACUGCAGCACUAAGAGUCGCAUCCGUGAAAUUGCCCUGCCAGGAUCAGCCGGGCCACGGCCACUGCGUUCCCAGAAGUUUCCGAGAGGACUGCCGCACCUGAAAGGCAGAGAUGGAAGCGCCGCUCAAGUUCUUAUGAAGUUUAUUGCUCAUUGGAACGAAUUCCAAUUGGAGCAGUUUCUUCCUGGGCUCACAGGGUGCAGGAUCGCAUGUGACUGCCUCAGUAACGAGACCUGCCAUGUUGACGUGAUCAUUGCCAAGUGGUUGGAGGCAAAUAGCAGGGGACAGCCCCAGCGAUUGGGUCACAGGUCAGUGCAGCUGACCAGUGGACGGGUCUGGAUAGCAGCAGUUAGAGUAGUCCAUGCUGUGCCGCAGAUGUUUUCACAAGCUGCGGCAAUGGCAGCCAUUCGAGGGCAAUUCCCAAUGUUAUCAUUUCAGGAUGUUAAGUGGCCUCUGCUGGAAGACAUCAUUAAUUCAGCGCCUUUCCAGAGUUUUCGAAUGUGGUUGUCAGAGAAUGGACAAGUGGCUGAUGGGCCCAUAGGAUCCAGUAUGCUCAACCGUACUGGGACAGUUGUUUUUCGUGCCGGCAUGGCAGAGCAAGCAGGUGCUGGUGCUCGCAAAACAGCCGCCCCCCCUGUAGUGCCGUUCAACUUAGCCCCAGAUGAGCAUUUCGCUGCAUCGCUAAGGGUCCAAGCCGACGGAGGACCGCUCGAUUUCCCAGCGCCAGUGGACUUGGACAUCGCCUUUGCUGCACAAGGCAUGGUGCAGGAGUUCAGCAGCUUGACAGCUGCCAGGCAGUUUGCUGUCGAACAGCUCCGGGCCCUCAGUUAUAGGUUGCAAGAAAUUUCUGAGUACAUCCGUAGCAUGCAAGUGCCAGUGUUGCGAGACGUGAAUCCUAGCGUUCAUUUCAGCCUUGUAGCCUUGCUUAUUGCUAUAAUCCAUUGGCCUGAUACUGGGUUUUGCCAAGCUCUUUUCAAUGGCUUCCCAGCCGUCGGGUUUUGUCCGCCUUGUGGUAUCUGGGACACCCAACCUGCUCAAUUUGUUUCCUUGGAGGAUGCACUUGCAGGAGGACCGCGGGACGCCCAGGAUUUGCUGAAGCAAUUGCGGGUCUCCGAGCUGGAGACAAUUGAAGAAGCAGGUCGGAAAGACCAAGCCAAUGGAUGGUGCUCCGAGGAAUUCGGAUGGGAUGAACUGCAGUACUAUUCCAUGCUGUUUGGCCUCCCAUUGGCCGAGAAGAUUCUGGACAUCAUGCUACCGCGCGGAGAGACGGGGCAUUUCGUGCUGGCACUGCAGCGAGCUUCGGAUGCUGCGCAAGAAGAGGGUUUUGGUUCAGGAGGAUUCCUGUUGAGUGACAAACACUGGGUUCGCCGUGGAGCCGAAGUGGUGAUCACUGAGGCCGAUGGGGAGGCGCAGCUUCUGAAGCUCGUAGAGGUGCUGCUAGCAGAGUACCACAAGGGCCCAGAAGCUGGCGCCUCCAAACGUCUCAGCGCCAAGUUUGCGGAACUCGCGCGGGAGCGGGGAAGCAGCGGGGCCAGCGGGGGCGGGGGCAGUUGA